AUGUCUGCAAGGAGCAACCACUCAACAGUGUCUGAGUUCAUCCUGGUGGGCUUCCCGGGAUCCCUAGGGCUCCACCUGUGCCUGCUGGUGCUGUUCCUGAUAGCCUACAUGCUGACCAUCACAGAGAAUCUGAUCAUCAUUGCAGUGAUCUGUGCCAGCCCUGCACUGCACAAGCCCAUGUACCUCUUCCUCAGCAACCUGUCCUUCCUGGAGGUGUGGUACAUUUCUGUCACAGUGCCCAAGAUGCUGCUCAGCCUGGUUAUUCCUGAGUUCCAGCGUAUCUCUUUUGCAGGCUGCAUGGCGCAGCUCUACUUCUUCCUGGCCCUGGCCUGCACCGAGUGCACACUCCUGGGAGCCAUGGCCUAUGACCGCUAUGUAGCCAUCUGCAACCCUCUGCGCUAUCCAGCUAUCAUGAGUCCCAGCCUCUGCAGCCUUCUGGCUGCCGGCUCCUGGCUCUCUGGUUUCACCAUCUCCCUGGGGAAGGUCUUUUUCAUCUCCCGCCUCGGCUACUGUGGUCCCAACAUCAUGAACCACUUUUUCUGUGAUGUGUCCCCACUGUUGAACCUUGCAUGCUCCGACAUGUCAGCGGCCGAGCUCGUAGACUUCCUCCUGGCGCUGCUCAUCUUGCUGGGGCCGCUGCUGCUCACUGUCUUCUCCUAUGCAGCCAUUCUCAGCACAGUGCUGCGCAUCCCGUCCACAACCGGCCGGCAAAAGGCCUUCUCCACCUGUGCCUCCCACCUGGCUGUGGUGAUCAUCUUCUACUCAGCCUCCCUCUUCAUCUAUGCCCGGCCACGCGCCAUCUACUCUUUCAACUAUAACAAGCUGGUGUCUGUGGUGUACACAGUGCUCACGCCCCUGCUCAACCCAGUCAUUUAUUGCCUGCGGAACCAGGAGGUCAAGCAGGCCCUGAGCAGGGCACUGCAGAGGGUGGCUCAGGUCCUGCGGGUCUAUUCCUAG
Messenger RNA from Chinchilla lanigera (long-tailed chinchilla), 957 nucleotides. Its product is annotated as olfactory receptor 226-like. The record is from RefSeq and is a predicted model, not a curated record. Gene Ontology annotation, cellular component: membrane. NCBI's taxonomy places the organism in Eukaryota, Metazoa, Chordata, Mammalia, Rodentia, Chinchillidae. Gene Ontology annotation, biological process: G protein-coupled receptor signaling pathway. Bases 1 to 957 code for a protein of 318 amino acids. The transcript has a single exon. Gene Ontology annotation, molecular function: olfactory receptor activity; G protein-coupled receptor activity.